Messenger RNA from Eurytemora carolleeae, 339 nucleotides. Its product is annotated as histone-lysine N-methyltransferase SETD7. The record is from RefSeq and is a predicted model, not a curated record. NCBI's taxonomy places the organism in Eukaryota, Metazoa, Arthropoda, Copepoda, Calanoida, Temoridae. The transcript is spliced from 3 exons. The coding region runs from base 31 to 324 and encodes 97 amino acids.
GAAUAAUGGAAAUGAGUUUAGAUAGAAUGGAUGAAUGGAGAUGAAACCUACUGUAGAUUCCAUCAGGGUUGUCUUCAUGGAUUUUCAAAAACAUUCGACAGAGAUCACAGGCUAAUAAAUGUUUGUUUGUACACCAACGGUACUCCAUCUGGAUAUGUCUGGCAGUGUUGUACAGGUGGUGGAUACCUUGUAGGUCAGUUAAACAAGGCCGGUCAACUGACUGGUAGAGAUAUAUCCUUCAUAUAUCCAGACUUGGAUACUGGUAUUACAGGUAGAGAUACAGUGUUAGGCGAUUACAUCAAUAGAAUGAAGACGACUUUUUAAUUUAAGUUUUAAUUG